AUGAACAGCCGCCGCCGCCGCCUGUCCUCCCCCACAUCGCCGGCGACGACGCCGCCGCUGGAGGACGAAAAUCUCCUCCUAGAGAUCCUCCUCCGCCUCUCUCCGCUACCGUCGUCACUCCCCCGCGCCUCCCUCGUCUCCAAGCGCUGGCGCCGCCUCGUCUCCGACCCCAAAUUCUUCCGCCGCUUCUGCGCCCACCACCGCAAAGCCCCAUUCCUUGGAUUUUUCAUCAGAUGCGUGGAUGGGAUCUCCUUCAAACCCAUGCUGCCUACGCCGGACCACAUCCCUCCCUCGCGCUUCUGCCUGCCGCAGAGCCGCUACGAGCGCUGGGACUUCGUCGGCUGCCGCAACGGCCUCGCCCUCCUCAUCAAUCAGACGCGUCUCGAGGUCGUCGUGUGGGAUCCCAUCACACGCCACCAGCUCUGCGUGGCCUUCCCACCGGACUUCGACGAAAGGUAUGCAAGAUAUGUCAGAAACGCCGCGCUGCUCUGCGCUUCCGGUGAAAACCAUGACCAAGUGCACGGUCGCCGCGGUUUGCAGCCUUUUAAGCUGGUCUUGGUGCAAGGCACCGGCAGGGUUGGUGAGCCCCAGCGUGCAUUGGUCUAUCUCUAUGAUUCAGAAUCCGGGGUAUGGGGAAAUUCCAUCUCAGCAGCGACUAAACAUGGUAUUCAUGAUGCGAGUACCAACGUCCUGGUUGGUAAUGCACUUUAUUGGUUGCUUAAUGGGGGUGAAAUCCUUGAAUUUGAUUUUGAAAGGCAGAGCUUAGUGGUGAUCGACAGACCAGCAGCUGUACCGCCCUAUGGGGAGAAGAAUGACGACUUUCAGAUCUUGCGGUUGCGGACACGGGAACACCGGCUUGGCUUUGCCAUGUGGACAGAGGUGGGCAUUGAAAUAUGGGAGAGGAAGGGCAAUUCUGACAGUGUUGCCAGAUGGGAGCGUCAGGACAUUAUCGAAUUUGACAAGCUCCCUCCACUGUUCAGAAAAAUUUCUAUAGGACAUUAUGGCCAGGUUUAUCCGUACACAAAUUUCUGUACUGCAGGCAGAGGAAUUAGUGAUGGAAGUAGAGUUGAACUGAUGCGCAAUACAUCAGACUAUAUUCCUGUGGGCUGGAUUGGCUGAAAGGAUUCCAAAGCUGCUUUUGAAGUGUCAAGAUGAAGAAUGUUCUAUGUUUCGUUCUUUGGUGGCUUGCGUAGUAUUGAAAGUGUCCAAGGUGGAAUGUGGCCAUCUUGCAACUGUCAACCAUGUCAUGUGCUGUAGAACUGUCUAGUUUUGGUAGAAUCCACCAUUGUGUCGUAUCCUUGUCAUAUUCGUUGAUCAGCCGAAACUUUUGAGUUCGCUUCAAUUAACUCAAUAGACUUGACUCCUUCCACCCGAUUUAUGCAAGUAAUAUCAUGCUACAUGGA
Lolium rigidum is the source of this 1403-nucleotide messenger RNA. RefSeq lists its product as uncharacterized. Lineage: Eukaryota; Viridiplantae; Streptophyta; Magnoliopsida; Poales; Poaceae. The transcript has 4 exons. The record is from RefSeq and is a predicted model, not a curated record. Gene Ontology annotation, molecular function: protein binding. Bases 1 to 1119 code for a protein of 372 amino acids.